AUGUCAUUCAUUCUGGGGUUCGAAGGGGGGCCCCCCCUUUUGGGGCUGCCCGGGCAAAAAAAGGAAAACCCUGCUGAUCUACCCCAAACAACGUCACCCAAGAUCCCCCCGGGGGUAACAAAAACCUGCCUAGAUCCCGUCCUGGGUAAAAACCACGCUGCUCUAGACCCCGGUCCGGGGAAAAACACGCUGUUCCUAGACCCCCUGUCCUGGGAAACAACACCUGCUCAAAAGUUUCCCUGUCCUGGGUAACCACACCUGCUCAAAGUCCCGGGCCUGGGUAAACACCUGCCUAGUUCCCGUCCUGGAUAAAAACACGCUGCUCUAAACCCUUUCCUGGGAAAAAAAACAUGCUCUGACUGGGCCGGGGGAACCACGCUCCCUUCUGACCCUCUUUUCCGGGUAAAAACACGCUGCUCAGAUCCCUGUCCUGGGUAACAACCUUUUGAAUCCCUGUCCUGGGAAACCAACACCCCUUGCUCUAGAUCCCUUCCGGGGUUUAAAACACGCUGCUCUAGAUCUCUGCCCGGGGAAACAAAAACGCGGGCUCUAAUCCCGGGCCCCUUGGGUAACAACCGCUGCUCUAGAUCUCUGUCCGGGGGAAAAACCCACGCUGCUCUAACCCCUUGUCCGGGGUAAAAACCCAGCGGCCCCAAAUCCCUGCCCCUGGGGAACAAAAAACCGCUCCCUCAAAAUCACGUCCUGGGUAAAAACACCUCCCUCAGAUCCCUGCCUGGAUAAACAAAAACCCUGCUCCUAGACCUGUCCUGGGUAACAACAACUGCUCUAGAUCUCGGCCCUGGGUAACCCGCGGCUCUAAUCUCUGUCCUGGGUAAAAACCCCGGGCUGCUCUAGACCCCUUUCCCUGGGUAAAAACCAGGGCUGCUCAAAUCCCUGCCUGGGUAAAAACCACCUGUCUGAUCCCGUCCGGGGAAAACACGCUGCUCUAGAUCUCUGUCCUGGGUAAAACAAAACGCUGCUCAAUCCCGUCCUGGGAAACCAACACCUGCUCUAAUCCCCUGCCCUGGGUAAAAACCGCUGCUCUAGAUCCCUGUCCUGGGUAAAAACCCCGCCCCUAACCCCCCUGCCCCCGGGGGAAAACCACGCUCCCUCUAGAUUCAUUUGUCCUGGGAAACAACACGCUGCCUAGAUCCCUUUUCCGGGGUAACAACCUCGUCUAGAUCCCUUUUCCUGGGAAACACACCUGCUCUGAUCCCGCCCUUUGGGUAACAACCCUGCCCCAAAUCCCUGCCCCCCUUUGGGGUAAAAACCACGUUUUUUGCCCUAGACCCUCUGCCCCUUCUUACACACGCUCCCUUGAACCCCUGCCCCUUUGGGUAACAAAAACCUGCUCUAAUCCCUGUCCUGGGUAACAAAAACGCUGCUCUAGACCCCUGCCCUUUGGGUAAAAACCACGCUGCUCUAGCCCCUGUCCGGGGAACAAAAACGCUGCUCUGAUCCCUGUCCGGGAAAAACACGCGGUUUUCUAGACCCUUCCGGGGUACAACCGCUGCUCUAGAUCCCUGUGGGGGUUUAACAAACCGCUCUAGACCCUGUCCUGGUAACAAAAAGGCUGCUCUAGACCCCUGCCCUGGGUAAAAAACCCCAAGGCUGUUUCUGAUCCCUGCCUGGGUAACAAAAACCUCCCUCUAGAUCCCUGCCCGGGAAACCCAACACCUGCUCAAAUUUUCCCCUGCCCUGGGUAACGACCGCUGCUCUAAUCCCUGUCCGGGGUCGCACCUCCCUCAGUUUUCCCUGCCCUUUGGAAACGACCCCGCGCUUCUUGCCCCGCCCCGGGGUAACGACCGUUUCUCUAGAUCCCUGUCCGGGGGUAACGACACGCUGCUCUAAAAUCCCUGCCCGGGGUUAACAACCCCUUUUGCUCUAGAUCCCUGUCCUGGGUAAAAACACCUGCCUAGAUCCCUUUCCUGGGAAACCAACCCCCUGCUCUAGAUCUCUUUUCCGGGGGUAACAACCCCUUUCUCUAGAUCCCUGUCCGGGAAACAACCCGUUUGCUCUAGUUUCCCGGGUCCGGGUACACACGUUUCCUGAUCCCUGCCCCUGGGAAACCCAAAAAAACGCUGUCAAAAGACCCCCUUUCCUGGGUAAAAACACCUGCUCUAGUUUUUCCCUGCCCUGGGUAACCCGUUUGUUUCUAGUUUCUCUUCCUGGGUAACAACAGCUGUUCUAGACCCGGUCCGGGGUAAAAAACACCUGCUCUAGAUCCCUGUCCGGGGAAAAACCACGCUGCUCAAAUUUUCCCUUGUCCUGGAUAACAACACGCUCCCUCAAAGUUUCCCUGCCCGGGGAAACCACACCCGGGCUCUGUCCCUGUCCGGGUUUAAACCCCAACGUUUCUUCUAGAUCCCUGCCCCGGGGGUAAAACACGCUGUUUCUAGAUCCCUGUCCGGGGACAAAAACCGCGGGCUCUAGUCCCUGUCCGGGGUAACAACACGCUGCUCAAAUCCCUGCCCCUUGGGUAACAAAAACCUGCUCUAGACCCCCUGUCCGGGGUAAAAACACCCCUCUUUUAGUCCCUGCCCCGGGGAAAACAAAACCUGCUCUAGAUCCCCUGUCCGGGGAAACCCAAAAACCCUGCUCUAGACCCCGUCCGGGAAACCACGCUGCUUUUAGAUCCCACCCCGGGGUAAAAACACCUGCUCUAGAUCCCUGCCCCGGGGUUCCAACCCUGCUCUAGACCCCGGGUCCGGGGUACAACACAUUUCUCAUUUCCCCAACUCCAUCUUACGAUCUUAAAUUUUGGGGUUUAAAAUUUUUACUACUCCCCUCUUUUUUCCCUCCCCUCUGCCCUCACACCCCCAACACCACCCACACCCACACCAGGAAACCCCACUAAGCGUAUCCCUGUGGCUGCUGAGUUCUCAGAACCGGGUUGGACUGGGCAGCGAGGCUCCCGGAAACCAUUACCCAAACCGGGAAAGGAAAAACCCACCCCACAGGUACACGCCUCACACACAAAAAAAAAAAAACCCACACACCACACCACACCCCCCACCACACCCACACACACAAAAACCCCCACACACGCCACCCAAACGGGUUUAAGGGGUUUUUUUCACUCAACUUCUUUUCCACCCUUCUCUCUUCUCCCCCAUCCUCUCCUCUCCCCCCACCUUUCUCCACCCCUUCCCCCCUCUUUCCCUCCCCUUCCUUCCCCCUCUCUCCCCUCCCUCCCCCCCCCCCCCUCCCUCCCCCCUCUCCCUCCCCCCCCCAAAACUUCUUUCGUUCUGACCCCCCUGAUAUCCUUUUCUCUGUGAUAAGACAGACGGAUUUUCCUUCUCCGGGAAAGAGGAAACAGUGAAAAUGACUUUUAAACUGACCUUUUACAAACGCCCAAAAAAAUUUUUUCCCCCCUUUAGGGGGAAACAUGGAGGGGUUUCAAAAUGGACAAACCCCCUGCACCAAAAAUGUUAACGUUUUAAUUUAUAUUACCCUUAAAACUACUAUUUACUACUUUUUAAAAUGUUGUCUGUAAAUUGGCCCUCAAAAAUCCCCCAUUUUAAAUAACAUUCAUUUCAACGUCCCGUGUCCAGAAAGACCCUAUAGGGGAUGAAAUAAAAUAAACCAAAAUCGUUUAAAUUUGCCCAUGUUUUGGGGGGCUUUACUUUUCUUUUUAAACUUUUUGGGUUCUUUACGACGCCCCCUUUCCAGAGCGCUUCCCAGGAGCAUUAGGGUUAAGUGCCUUGCUAAAGGGCACUUUUACUCAUUUGCAACGCUCUAGUCCCCGAGCGACUCCAAAUUGUGCUUUCCACCCUAUACCCCCAGGGGGAAAAAACCACUUUAAAAAAAUUUUUUUUUUGGGGGGGGGGGGGGGUAGAAGGAUUACUUUUUUCCUAUCCCGGUUUCCUUAAGAGGUGGGGUUUUUAAAAAGCUUUUGGGGGGUGUUGACCUUUUGGGUUUAUCCUCCCAGCUCUAGGGUAACAUAUGUUCAUGGUUUGGGGGUCAGGGGAAAGCAGGGGCAAAGAAGCCCAUUUGAAGAGCUGAUUCUGUCCCUUUUCUUUCUGUCUUUCUCUUCCCUUUUUCAUUUUGGGCUUCUCAUUCUGUCCUGCUCAUUCCAUUUUCUCAUUCUGGGCUUCUCAUUCUGUCUUCCCCUUCCCGGGUUUUUCCAUUCUGUCUUCUCAUUCUGUUUUUCCCCAUUCCAUGUUCUCAUUCCCGGGCCCUUCCCCAUUCCAUUUUUCUCUUCUGUUUUUCCCCUUCCUGGGUUUUCAUUCUGUCUUUUUUCCCUUUUCCCUUCGAUGUUCUCAUUCCAUGUUCUCAUUUUUGUCUUCUCAUUCCAUGUUCUCAUUCUGUCUUCUCAUUCCCUGGUUUUGCAUUCUGUCUUCCAUUCCAUGUUCCAUUUUGUCCCUUUUCCCUUAUGUUCCCUUUUCAUUUGUCUUUCCCCCUUUUUUUUUUCCCAUUCCGUUUCUUUAUUUCCUGUUCUCAUUCCCCUGGUUUUUCCUUCCGGUUCUCAUUUUGUCCUUUUUCAUUCUUUGGGCUUUUUUCAUUUUUGUUUUACCCCAUUCCGUCUUCCCCAUUCUGUCUUCUCAUUUUGUCCUUUUUUUUUUCUGUCCCCUCAUUGGGGGUUCUGUGUUUUGCCCGGUUUUUUCCGGUCCCAGGUUUUCUGUGCUAAAGACGAGUGAUGGGGUGCAGAGAAGGAAAAGGAGGGGAAAAUGGAGGACAGCUGGGGGUGAGAGCAGGGUGGCAUAAAAUUUGGGGGGGGUGGAGAGGAGAGAAAAAAAGGGCAUCUAAAUUCCCUAUAUAUAUAGGGAAAAAGGGGGAGGGAAGAGGGAGGGGGAGGGGAGGGGAAGAGAAGAGCCAGAGAAAGAGAGAGAAGACCACACAAAAUUAUUAACCCUUUGACUAGGGGGUCUGCCUAGAUCCUUUCCUAAAGUGCCUUUUCGGAAAAUAUUCAGACCCCUUUACUUUUUCCCCCCCGUUUUCACCCUUAUUCUAAAAUUGGGUUUAAAUUUUUAAUUUAACCCUUGUUUUUUACCCUUUGGGGUAUGAGCCUCGAAUUCUCCUGUUUCCAUUUUAUCAACCUUUUUAUGUUUGUACAACUUUUAUUUUGGGUCCACCUUGGUUUAAAAUUUAAUUUAUUGGGCAUGAUUUUUUUAAAGGCCAACAUCUGUCUAAAAGGGCCCACAGUUUACAAAGGGGAUAUCAAGGGAAAAAAACCCAAACCCUGAGGGCGAAGAUUUCCCCUAGAGCUCCGGAAAAAGGGUUGUGUCGAGGGACGAUCUGGGGGGGGUCCAAACAUUUUUUGCAGCAUUUAAGGGCCCCAAAACCCCCUUUGGCCCCUCCACUUCUUAAAAAAGGGGAAAAAUUUGGAAAACCCCCAAGACCCCUUCCUGAGCUGGCCCCCCGGCCCCAAAAUGAGCCAAACGGUGGAGAAGGGGGCCCUUUGGGCAAGGAGUUGACCAAAAACCCCCAGGGGCCCCUUACGAGCUCCAAAGUUCCCCUUGGGUGGGGAACCUUCCAGAAGACAAAAUCUCUGCAGCACUCCACCAAUCAGGGCUUUUAAAGGUAGAGUGGUCAGACAGAAACCAAAUCCUCAUUUUAAAAGGGACAUGACCCCCGCUUGUGUUUUUCCCAAAAAAGGGAAACCCAAAGGGGGGUCCCCCAGACCAUGAAAACAAGAUUCUCUGGGUCUGGGUUAAACCAAGAAAUUUAACUCUUUUGGCCCGAAGGGCCCAACCCUCACGUCUGGGAGGGGAAUCCUUGGGACCCAACCCAAAGGGGGGGGGGGAGGGGGUGGAAACAUCAUUCUUUGGGGGUGUUUUUCAGUUUUUAGGGACUGGGGCUGGUCAGGGUCGAGGGGAAAAAUGAAAGGAGCAAAAUACAAAAGAGUCCCCUUUAUGAAAACCCCCCUCCAAGCGCUCAGGGCCUCGACUGGGGCGAAGGGUUCCUUCCCAAAAAGACAACCCACCCUGAACCACAGCCCAAUUGGGGUUUUGGGACGAGUCUCUUUUUUGUCCUUUAGUGGGCCCCCCAGAGCCCCCCCCUGAAAUUAUCAAAAAAACCUUUUUUUCUUUGUCGUUAUGGGGGUUUUUGUGUAGAUUUAUGAGGGAAAAAAAAAAUUUAAAACAAAAUUUAAAUAAAGCUGUUUUAAAAAGGGGAAAACAAAGAAAAAUUGGGGUUUUUGGAAAAAGUCAAGAAAGGGUCUGAAUACCCCUUUUCCGGGGAAAAAGGGGGCCCAAUAACCCAAAAAAAAAUUAAAAACAACCCAGAGGGAGGACAAAACCAAAGCAACAGGAACACUCACUCCCCCACACACACACACCACACACACACCACACACCACACACCACACACCACAACACACACCCCCGCCAUCCACAGGUAUGGGUUUUUCACUCAAACUUCUUUUCCACCUUCUUCAUUCUCCCCCCUCUCUCCUCUCCCCAUCCUUCCCCAAAAUCCUUCCCCCUCUUUCCCUCCUCUAUUCCUUCCCCCUCUCUCUCCCUCCCUCCCUCCCCCUCCCCCUCCUCUCUCCCUCCCUCCCAGACGUCGGUUGCGUUCUGACCCAGCUGAUAUCCAGUUCUCUGUGAUGAAGACAGACGAGAGGUCUUCUCCAGGAGAGAGCACAGUGAGUAUGACUGUUACUGACCUGUUACUAACUGUCCAUUAACUGUUUCCUUACGGGGAACAUGGAGCUGGGUCACAUGGACAAACAUCCCUGUCACCAUAAAUGUUAACGAUACGUUUAUAUUACCCUUAAAACUACUACUACUACUUUGAAUGUUGUAGCUGUCAAUUGUCCCAUCAAUAAUCACCCAUAUUAAUGAACAUGUCAUUUCAGACGUCCCGUGUCUCUAGUAAGACCCUAUAGGGGAUGUAUCAUAAUGAACCAUAUCAGCUAAAUGUCCAUGAUAAGUGGUGGCUUUACAUUUACAUUUUACAUUUUAGUCAUUUAGCAGACGCUCUUAUCCAGAGCGACUUACAGGAGCAAUUAGGGUUAAGUGCCUUGCUCAAGGGCACAUUUACGUCAUUUAGCAGACGCUCUAGUCCAGAGCGACUCACAAAUUGAUGCAUUCACCCUAUAGCCAGUGGGAUAACCACUUUACAAAUUUUUUUUUGGGGGGGGGGGGGGUAGAAGGAUUACUUUAUCCUAUCCCAGGUAUUCCUUAAAGAGGUGGGGUUUCAAAUGCUUGGUCGGUGUUGAUCCUUUUGGGUUUAUCCUCCCAGCUCUAGGGUAACAUAUGUUCAUGGUUGGAUCAGGGUAAAGCAGGACAAAGAAGCACAUUUGAAGAGCUGAUUCUGUCUUCUCAUUCUGUCUGCUCAUUCCAUGUUCUCAUUCUGUCUUCUCAUUCUGUCUGCUCAUUCCAUGUUCUCAUUCUGUCUUCUCAUUCUGUCUACUCAUUCCAUGUUUGCAUUCUGUCUUCUCAUUCUGUCUUCUCAUUCCAUGUUCUCAUUCUGUCUUCUCAUUCCAUGUUCUCAUUCUGUCUUCUCAUUCCAUGUUCUCAUUCUGUCUAUUCAUUCUUCUCAUUCGAUGUUCUCAUUCCAUGUUCUCAUUCUGUCUUCUCAUUCCAUGUUCUCAUUCUGUCUUCUCAUUCCAUGUUCGCAUUCUGUCUUCUCAUUCCAUGUUCUCAUUAUGUCUUCUCAUUAUGUCUUCUCAUUGUGUCUUCUCAUUCCGUGUUCUCAUUCCGUGUUCUCAUUCCGUGUUCUCAUUCCGUGUUCUCAUUCCGUGUUCUCAUUCUGUCUUCUCAUUCUGUCUUCUCAUUCUGUCUACUCAUUCCGUCUUCUCAUUCUGUCUUCUCAUUUUGUCUUUUUAUUCUGUCUUCUCAUUGGGUGUUCUGUGUUGUGACGGUUGUGUCCUGGUCAGAGUUGCUGUGCUAAGAGACGAGUGAUGUGUGCAGAGAAGGAAGAGGAGGAGGAGAGAUGGAGGGACAGCUGGGAUGAGAGCAGGAUGGACAUAAUAUGGGUAGAGUGGAGAGGAGAGAAAGAAAAGACAGUCUAGUCAUAUAUAUAUAGGGAGAGAGGGAGAGGGAGAGAGGGAGAGGGAGAGAGGGAGAGGGAGAGAGAGAGAGCGAGAGAGAGAGAGAGAGAGAGACUACACAGAGCAUUACCUUUGACUAGGGCUCUGCCUAGAUACCUACCUAAAGUGCAUUCGGAAAGUAUUCAGACCCCUUUACUUUAUCCACAUUUUGUUACGUUACACCCUUAUUCUAAAAUGGAUUUAAAUUUCAAUUUAACAUAUGUUUUCAGACCCUUUGCUAUGAGCCUCGAAAUUGCAUCCUGUUUCCAUUGAUCAUCCUUUAGAUGUUUGUACAACUUGAUUGGAGUCCACCUGUGGUAAAUUCAAUUGAUUGGACAUGAUUUGGAAAGGCACACAUCUGUCUAUAUAAGGUCCCACAGUUGACAGUGCAUAUCAGAGCAAAACCCAAGCCAUGAGGUCGAAGGAAUUGUCCGUAGAGCUCCGAGACAGGAUUGUGUCGAAGCACAGAUCUGGGGAAGGGUACCAAAACAUUUCUGCAGCAUUGAAGGUCCCCAAGAACACAGUGGCCUCCAUCAUUCUUAAAUGGAAGAAGUUUGGAACCACCAAGACUCUUCCUAGAGCUGGCCGCCCGGCCAAACUGAGCAAUCGGGGGAGAAGGGCCUUGGUCAGGGAGUUGACCAAGAACCCGAUGGUCACUCUGACAGAGCUCCAGAGUUCCUCUGUGGAGAUGGGAGAACCUUCCAGAAGGACAAACAUCUCUGCAGCACUCCACCAAUCAGGUCUUUACGGUAGAGUGGUCAGACAGAAGCCACUCCUCAGUAAAAGGCACAUGACAGCCCGCUUAGUGUUUGCCAAAAGGCACCUAAAGGACUCUCAGACCAUGAGAAACAAGAUUCUCUGGGUCUGAUGAAACCAAGAUUGAACUCUUUGGCCUGAAUGCCAAGCGUCACGUCUGGAGGAAGCCUGGCACCAUCCCUACGGUGAAGCAUGGUGGUGGCAGCAUCAUGCUGUGGGGAUGUUUUUCAGUGGCAGGGACUGGGAGACUGGUCAGGAUCGAGGGGAAAGAUGAACGGAGCAAAGUACAGAGAGAUCCUUGAUGAAAACCUGCUCCAGAGCGCUCAGGACCUCAGACUGGGGCGAAGGUUCACCUUCCAACAAGACAACGACCCUGAACACACAGCCAAGUGGCUUCGGGACGAGUCUCUGAAUGUCCUUGGGGUGGGCCCAGCCAGAGCAGAACUGACUUAUUUAAAAAACCGUUUUUGCUUGUCGUAUGGGUUUGUGUGUAGAUUGAUGAGGGAAAAAAAAACAUUUAAUCAUUUCAGAAUAAAGCUGUAACUACGAAUGUGGAAAAGUCAAGGGUUGAAUACUUUCGAAGGCGCUAAACCUCGGGGACUGCAACCUAUUCCCUACAUAGUGCACUUUUUAAAUAGGGCCCUACCCAGAUACCUACCCCUCUCUACAAAGGGGUGUCCAACUCAUUCCAACCAGGUGAGGGGAGGUCCUAACUAAUCACUAUGUGCAGAUGAAGACAACCAGGUGAGGGAGGUCCUAAACUAAUCACUAUGUGUCAGAUGAAGACAACCAGGGUGAGGGGGGAGGUCCUAACUAAUCACUAUGUGUCAGAUGAAGACCAACAACCAGGGGUUUAGGGGGGGGUCCUAACUAAUCACUAUGUGUCAGAUGAAGACAACCCGGUGAGGGGGAGGUCCUAACUAAUCACUAUGUGUCGAUGAAGACAAAACCCCGGUGAGGGGAGGUCCUAACUAAACACUAGUGUCAGAUGGAAGACAACCAGGUGAGGGAGGUCCUAAAUAAUCACUAUGUGCAAUAAGACAACAGUGAGGGGAGUCCUAACUCUCCUAUGGUCAUGAAGACAACCAGGUGAGGGGAGGUCCAACUAAACACUAUGUGUCAGAUGAAGACAACACCAGGUGAGGGGAGUCCUAACUAAUCACUAUUUGUCAUGAAAACAACCCAUGAGGGGAGGUCCUAACUAUCACUAUGGUCAGUAAGACAAACCCGGUGAGGGGGUCCCCAACUUCACUAUGUGUCAAAGAAAGAAACCAGUUGGGGGGGUCCUACCAAUCACUAUGUUGUCGAUGAAACCACCAGGUGAGGGGAGGUCCUAACUAAUCCUAUGUUUCAGAUGAAGACACCCCGGGAGGGGGGAGGUCCUAACUACUCACUAUGUGUCAGAUGAAGACAACCAGGUGAGGGGGGAGGUCCUAACUUAAUCACUAAUGUUCCAGAUGAAGACAACCAGGUGAGGGGGAGGUCCUAACUAAUCACUAUGGUGUCAGAUGAAAGACAACCAGGUGAGGGGGGAGGUCCUAACUAAUCACCUAUGUGUCAGAGGAAGACAACCAGGUGAGGGGAAGGUCCUAACUAAUCACUAUGUGUCGAUGGAAGACACCAGGUGAGGGGGGAGUUCCUAACUAAUCACAUGUUCAGAUGAAAGAACAACAGGUGAGGGGAGGGUCCUAACUAACACUAUUGUCAGAUGAAGACAACCAGGUGAGGGGAGGUCCUAACUAAUCAAGUACAAGGGAGGAGUGAACCUGCAGACGCGUAUGAGUUUGACCCCUGUGCUCCGUGUUGCUAUGACAACUAAACAGGAGGAAGGGUCCGGGGAGCGGAGUGGGACAGGGUUCGACCAGAGCCCGAUGUGGAGAGUGAUCUGUCCGGCAGCGUUGCGGUGUGUGUGCUCUGUUCUCAGAGACCAACACAACUGACACACUAGAAAGUAGUCCACUAUGUAGGGUAUAGGGUGCCCUUUUGGGACGCAGCCUAUAAUCACUCAUCUCUGACCUCUGACCCCAUCAGGUAAGUGUUGCCGUGGGGAAGAAGACCCUGUUCCUGUUUAACCUCAACGACCCUGACAACCCCAUAGAGCUGGCCUUCCAACAGCGCUACGGACACAUCAUCUCCUAUCGCUGGUACUCUCACACACUCACACACUCUCACACAUUCACUCAUUCACUCACUCACACUCACACACUCACUCACAUGACAGAUUUCUUUGGCUAUUUCUGUUUGUAACUUCUCUCCCCCCUCUCCUCUCCCUCCUCUCCUCUCCCCCCCCUCCCCUUCCUCCUCCCCCCCCUCUCUCCUCUCCCCCUCCCUCCCCCCUCCCAGGUACGGUGAUGGCUACAUCUUGAUUGGUUUCUCUCAGGGUUAUUUUGUGGUGAUCUCUACUCACAUCAGAGAGAUCGGUCAGGAACUGUUCCAGGCUCACAACCAUAAAGACAGCCUGACCAGUGUAGCUAUCUCCCCUGCUCAACAAACCACUCCUGACCUAACACACCACAACCCCUCAACAACCAACCACAUCACACACACAACCCACUAACCACACACCACACACCACCAACACCUCCCACACCCUCACACACCACCACACCACAAACACACCACACACCCACUCACCACACCCAACCUCCACCACCACACACACACUCCCACCUCCCCCCACUCCACACACCACACACCACACUCACACACCACUCCCACACUCACACACUCACACCACACACACACACAACUCACCACACUCCACACUCACACUCACACCCACACCACCCACCACACACCACUCACACCACCACACACACCCCACCUCACCACCCACUCACACACCACAUCACCACGCACACUCACCACCCCACACACCACACUCACCCACACACCUCACACCCCCCCCUCCCACACACUCACACACCACCCACACCUCCACACACACUCACACUCACCACAACACCACCCUCCACCACACACACCACACUCUCACCACACACACCUGCAGAGAUUCCUACAUAAUAGUGUGUGUGUUGCAGUAUAAAGAUCCAUGAUCUGUCUGAACUGAAGGAGAUGGACGCCAUCGUUAACCUGGAUGAUGAGACUAAAGGUUAUACACCAUACACACACACACACACACCAACACCAACACACACACACACACACAUACAACACACACACACCAUACACCACACACACACACACACACAUAACACCACACACACACACACACACACACACCACCCACACCAUACACACACACACCAACCACACAUCAAUAAACCACACACACACACACAUACCACACACCACACACACCCAUACACCACACACCAUACACCAUACACACACACCACACACACAACACACAACACACACACACACACACACACAACACACACAUACAACACCCACACACACACACACACCAUACACAACACACACACACACACACACCACACACCACACACACACACCAUACAACACCCACACACACACACCAUACACAACACACACAUACACCACACACACAUACACCAUACACACACACCACACACACACAUACACACACACACACCACACACACACACAAAUACACCAUCCACACACACACACAGUUGGAAUACAGUCAGGUUCUGUGUCCCAAAUGGGCCCUAUUCCCUUUGUAGGGCACUACUUUGUUCCAGGGACCACAGGGCUGUAGGGCUUUACAGAGGCAGUAGGGGGAUACAGGGACCACAGGGCUGUAGGGCUUUACAGAGGCAGUAGGGGGAUACAGGGACCACAGGGCUGUAGGGCUUUAUAGAGGCAGUAGGGAGCUACAGGGACCACAGGGCUGUAGGGCUUUACAGAGGCAGUAGGGAGCUACAGGGACCACAGGGCUGUAGGGCUUUACAGAGGCAGUAGGGAGCUACAGGGACCACAGUGCUGUAGGGCUUUAUAGAGGCAGUUGGGGGGCUACAGGGACCACAGGGCUGUAGGGCUUUACAGAGGCAGUAGGGGGCUACAGGGACCACAGGGCUGUAGGGCUUUACAGAGGCAGUAGGGAGCUACAGGGACCACAGGGCUGUAGGGCUUUACAGAGGCAGUAGGGGGCUACAGGGACCACAGGGCUGUAGGGCUUUACAGAGGCAGUAGGGGAAUACAGGGACCACAGGGCUGUAGGGCUUUACAGAGGCAGUAGGGGGCUACAGGGACCACAGUGCUGUAUGGCUUUACAGAGGCAGUAGGGGGAUACAGGGACCACAGGGCUGUAGGGCUUUACAGAGGCAGUAGGGGAAUACAGGGACCAAUCAAUCAAUCAAUUGUAUUUUAUAUAGCCCUUCUUACAUCAGCUAAUAUCUCGAAGUGCUGUACAGAAACCCAGCCUAAAACCCCAAACAGCUAGUAAUGCAGGUGUAGAAGCACGGUGGCUAGGAAAAACUCCCUAGAAAGGCCAAAACCUAGGAAGAAACCUAGAGAGGAACCAGGCUAUGAGGGGUGGCCAGUCCUCUUCUGGCUGUGCCGGGUGGAGAUUAUAACAGAACCAUGCCAAGAUGUUCAAAAAUGUUCAUAAGUGACAAGCAUGGUCAAAUAAUAAUCAGGAAUAAAUCUCAGUUGGCUUUUCAUAGCCGAUCAUUAAGAGUUUAAAACAGCAGGUCUGGGACAGGUAGGGGUUCCAUAACCGCAGGCAGAACAGUUUAAACUGGAAUAGCAGCAAGGCCAGGCGGACUGGGGACAGCAAGGAGUCACCACGGCCGGUAGUCCCGACGUAUGGUCCUAGGGCUCAGGUCUCUCAGUUGGCUUUUCAUAGCCGAUCAUUAAGAGUUGAAAACAGCAGGUCUGGGACAGGUAGGGGUUUCGUAGCCGCAGGCAGAACAGUUGAAACUGGAAUAGCAGCAAGGCCAGGCGGACUGGGGACAGCAAGGUGUCAUCAUGCCCGGUAGUCCUGACGUAUGGUCCUAGGGCUCAGGUUCUCAGAGAGAAAGAGAGAACGAGAGAAUUAGAGAGAGCAUACUUAAAUUCACACAGGACACUGGAUAAGACAGGAGAAGUACUCCAGGUAUAACCAACUAACCCCAGCCCCCCGACACAUAAACUACUGCAGCAUAAAUACUGGAGGCUGAGACAGGAGCGGUCCGGAGACACUGUGACCCCAUCCGAAGAAACCCCCGGACAGGGCCAAACAGGAAGGAUAUAACCCCACCCACUCCGCCAAAGCACAGCCCCCGCACCACUAGAGGGAUAUCCCCAACCACCAACUUACAAUCCUGAGACAAGGCCGAGUAUAGCCCACAGAGGUCUCCACCACAGCACAAACCAAGAGGGGGGCGCCAACCCAGACAGGAAGAUCACGUCAGUAACUCAACCCACUCAAGUGACGCACCCCUCCCAGGGACGGCAUGAAAGAGCACCUUUACAGAGGCAGUAGGGGGCUACAGGGACCACAGGGCUGUAGGGCUUUACAGAGGCAGUAGGGGGCUACAGGGACCACAGGGCUGUAGGGCUUUACAGAGGCAGUAGGGGGCUACAUGGACCACAGGGCUGUAGGGCUUUACAGAGGGAGUAGGGGGAUACAGGGACCACAGGGCUGUAGGGCUUUACAGAGGCAGUAGGGGGCUACAGGGACCACAGGGCUGUAGGGCUUUACAGAGGCAGUAGGGGGCUACAGGGACCACAGGGCUGUAGGGCUUUACAGAGGGAGUAGGGGGCUACAGGGACCACAGGGCUGUAGGGCUUUACAGAGGCAGUAGGGGGGCUACAGGGACCACAGGGCUGUAGGGCUUUACAGAGGGAGUAGGGGGCUACAGGGACCACAGGGCUGUAGGGCUUUACAGAGGCAGUAGGGGGCUACAGGGACCACAGUGCUGUAGGGCUUUACAGAGGGAGUAGGGAGCUACAGGGACCACAGGGCUGUAGGGCUUUACAGAGGCAGUAGUGGAAUACAGGGACCACAGUGCUGUAGGGCUUUACAGAGGCAGUAGGGGGGCUACAGGGACCACAGUGCUGUAGGGCUUUACAGAGGCAGUAGGGGGGCUACAGGGACCACAGGGCUGUAGGGCUUUACAGAGGCAGUAGGGGGAUACAGGGACCACAGGGCUGUAGGGCUUUACAGAGGCAGUAGGGGGGCUACAGGGACCACAGGGCUGUAGGGCUUUACAGAGGCAGUAGGGGGGUACAGGGACCACAGGGCUGUAGGGCUUUACAGAGGCAGUAGGGGGCUACAGGGGCCACAGGGCUGUAGGGCUUUACAGAGGCAGUAGGGGGGGUACAGGGACCACAGGGCUGUAGGGCUUUACAGAGGGAGUAGGGGGCUAUAGGGACCACAGGGCUGUAGGGCUUUACAGAGGCAGUAGGGGGAUACAGGGACCACAGGGCUGCUUUACAGAGGCAGUAGGGGGGCUACAGGGACCACAGUGCUGUAGGGCUUUACAGAGGCAGUAGGGGGAUACAGGGACCACAGGGCUGUAGGGCUUUACAGAGGCAGUAGGGGGCUACAGGGACCACAGGGCUGUAGGUUUUUACAGAGGCAGUAGGGGGCUACAGGGACCACAGGGCUGCUUUACAGAGGCAGUAGGGGGGCUACAGGGACCACAGUGCUGUAGGGCUUUACAGAGGCAGUAGGGGGGCUACAGGGACCACAGGGCUGUAGGGCUUUACAGAGGCAGUAGGGGGCUACAGGGACCACAGUGCUGUAGGGCUUUACAGAGGCAGUAGGGGGGCUACAGGGACCACAGGGCUGUAGGGCUUUACAGAGGCAGUAGGGGGAUACAGGGACCACAGGGCUGUAGGGCUUUACAGAGGCAGUAGGGGGCUACAGGGGCCACAGGGCUGUAGGGCUUUACAGAGGCAGUAGGGGGCUACAGGGACCACAGUGCUGUAGGGCUUUACAGAGGCAGUAGGGGGCUACAGGGACCACAGGGCUGUAGGGCUUUACAGAGGCAGUAGGGGGCUACAGGGACCACAGGGCUGUAGGGCUUUACAGAGGCAGUAGGGAGCUACAGGGACCACAGGGCUGUAGGGCUUUACAGAGGCAGUAGGGGGGCUACAGGGACCACAGGGCUGUAGGGCUUUAUAAAGGCAGUAGGGGGCUACAGGGACCACAGGGCUGUAGGGCUUUACAGAGGCAGUAGGGGGAUACAGGGACCACAGGGCUGUAGGGCUUUACAGAGGCAGUAGGGGCCUACAGGGACCACAGGGCUGUAGGGCUUUACAGAGGGAGUAGGGGGCUACAGGGACCACAGGGCUGUAGGGCUUUACAGAGGCAGUAGGGGGCUACAGGGACCACAGGGCUGUAGGGCUUUACAGAGGGAGUAGGGGGCUACAGGGACCACAGUGCUGUAGGGCUUUUACAGAGGCAGUAGGGGGGCUACAGGGACCACAGGGCUGUAGGGCUUUAUAAAGGCAGUAGGGGGCUACAGGGACCACAGGGCUGUAGGGCUUUACAGAGGCAGUAGGGGGAUACAGGGACCACAGGGCUGUAGGGCUUUACAGAGGCAGUAGGGGCUAACAGGGACCACAGGGCUGUAGGGCUUUACAGAGGCAGUAGGGAGCUACAGGGACCACAGGGCUGUAGGGCUUUACAGAGGCAGUAGGGGGGCUACAGGGACCACAGGGCUGUAGGGCUUUACAGAGGCAGUAGGGGAUACAGGGACCACAGGGCUGUAGGGCUUUACAGAGGGAGUAGGGGGCUACAGGGACCACAGGGCUGUAGGGCUUUACAGAGGCAGUAGGGGGCUACAGGGACCACAGGGCUGUAGGGCUUUACAGAGGCAGUAGGGGCCUACAGGGCUGUAGGGCUUUACAGAGGCAGUAGGGGGCUAUUUGAGAUGCAGGAACUGAACUGUUUCUGUUUCUGUGUGUUAGUGGAACAGAUUUAAAGUCAUACAAUGCAGUUAACUUCAACUUUGGUGUGUGUCUGUGCCUCUGUGUGUGUGUGUGUGUGUGUGUGUGUGUGUGUGUGUGUGUGUGUGUUUGCCUGUGUGUGUGUGUUUGCCUGUGUGUGUGUGUGUGUGUGUCCCCCCCUCCAGGUCUGGACCAGUUGAGCUGGACUGAUGAUGGUCAGUUGUUGGCCGUCUCCACCCAGAGAGGAACCCUGCAUGUCUUCCUGACCCGUCUCCCCAUUCUGGGGCACAGCUGCGGGACCCGCCUGGCCUACCUGACCUCCCUGCUGGAGGUCACUGUGUCUAACCGUGUAGAGGGGGUGAGAACACACAGACAGCUGUGGGACCCUGCCUGGCCUACCUGACCUCCCUGCUGGAGGUCACCGUGUCUAACCGUGUAGAGGGGGUGAGAACACACAGACAGCUGUGGGACCCUGCCUGGCCUACCUGA
Molecule: messenger RNA, 17047 nt
Organism: Coregonus sp. 'balchen'
Lineage: Eukaryota; Metazoa; Chordata; Actinopteri; Salmoniformes; Salmonidae
Source: the annotation of a GenBank genome assembly